UUGGAUCUAAUGAACGAUAACAUAUGACUAUCCAUUUCAAUUACAGAAACUGGAUGGAGAUGUGAUGAACAUAUGUCAACAGUCAGUUUCGCGAAUAAUUUUUCAAGUCUCUACUUCAAUAGCGCGAAAAACCAAAGACCUCGUUAAAUUUCCAUCUACUGCAGAAAAAUUUAAUAGAGUAAAGCAACAGUUUUAUGAAUUGGCUCAUUUUCCUGGAGUAAUUGCGUGCGUAGAUUGCACACAUAUUAAAAUAAGAAGCCCAGGAGGAUUAUCUGCUGAGGUAUACAGAAAUAGGAAAGGGUGGUUCUCUAUCAAUGUACAAGCAGUCACUGGUCCAAACUUGGAAUUUUUUGAUUUAGUAGUUCGUUGGCCUGGGAGUACGCACGAUAGCUUUAUAUAUAACAGCAGUUCGGUUAAGCAAAGAUUCAAUAGCGGGGAAUUAAAAGGAAUACUCUUAGGUGACAGUGGAUAUGCUGUCAGUAAUUUGCUUUUAACUCCGUUUUUAUCACCAAGCUCAACUCCACAAAAGGAGUACAAUAAAAGCCACAUUAAAACAAGAAACACUGUGGAAAGAUGUUUUGGAGUUUGGAAGCGAAGAUUCCCCUGCCUUCACGUUGGAAUGGGUAUUAAGCUGGAGACCGUUGUAGCUGUUAUAUGCGCAUGUGCAGCAUUGCAUAACAUUUCCAUCUUAGUAGAUGACUUGCUACCAGUCAGCUCUGAUAACAUCGAAACUUUUAAUGUCGAAGCCUCACCAAUCAAUGAAAACUCCAACAGCAACGGUUUUAUUGCGCGUCAAUCUCUGGUAGACAGAUUUUUUUCCUAAGAUCUUUUGCUACAAAUAAAAGUCUUUAGAUGUUGAAAUAUUAA
Rhagoletis pomonella (apple maggot) is the source of this 867-nucleotide messenger RNA. Its product is annotated as putative nuclease HARBI1. NCBI's taxonomy places the organism in Eukaryota, Metazoa, Arthropoda, Insecta, Diptera, Tephritidae. The coding region runs from base 65 to 823 and encodes 252 amino acids. The transcript has 2 exons. The record is from RefSeq and is a predicted model, not a curated record.